CUAAACUUUAUGUAAGAGAAAUCUUCACAUGAGAAAAUUCCUCGAAAAAAUUUUUAAUUAUUAAAUAAUAAUUUAUAAAGGGUCAUUGAUUUGGUUUCAUUUAAAUUUUUUUAAUUAAAAAAACAAAUUUAGUGACUGUAACCUGCAUUAAACAACUAAAUUUUCCAACGAUCCCGUUGCCACCAGCUGAGCACUCUUUUCUAUCAUCACAUGUAAAAAAAGAGGAAGCCAAAUUCAAUAUCAUUUAGCUAUCUAUUUCGCUUUUAAAUUUGUCUUAUUGAUUAUUUAAAUAAUGGAAGGUGAAGAAGAAUAUACUACCGCUAAUGCUGGAGCUUCUGCAACUUACCCCGUGCAGUGUUCUUCUCUUCGAAAAAACGGUUUUGUAAUGUUGAAAACUCGUCCAUGCAAAAUCAUGGAAAUGAGCACAUCAAAAACAGGAAAACACGGGCAUGCCAAGGUUCAUCUUGUAGGACUUGAUAUUUUUACUAAUAAAAAAUAUGAAGAUUUAUGUCCAUCUACACACAAUAUAGAUGUUCCAAAUGUUAAUCGUUGUGAUUUUCAACUUAUUGAUAUUAGUGAUGAUGGAUUUGUGACCUUAAUGAAUGAUAAAGGAGAAACUCGUGAUGAUCUCAGAAUUCCUGAGGGAGAAUUGGGUACCAAAAUUAGAGAAGAAUUUGGCAAAGAAGAUAUUACAGUUAUAGUUACAGUGCUUUCAGCUGUUGGUGAAGAAGCAAUCGUAGCUUGUAAAAAUGCAAGUUAAAUGACUGCAAUAAUAAUAAAAAAAUAUGAACUUGUUACUGGGGAGCAUUUUUUCCUAUGUGGCUUCUUCUGUGUUUUUAAGAAUAAAGCAUUCCCUGCAAUUUUUACCACGCUUCUAAGCUACAACUGGAGAAAUAUAUAAAAUGUGUGUUAGUUGAAAAUUCACUGCUUACCUCUUAAUCAAUCAAGAUUUUCAUAAGGUGUGAAAUAUUUUUGACACUCAAAUUAAAAAAUUUACUAAAUUAAAGGCAAUAUGUAAAAUUUGUGCUUUUCUGAAAUGCUAACUUUAUUCUUUGAAGAAAAACAUAUAUUUAAAUUAAGGUGCUAAAUUCUAAAACUUUCGACCUAAUUGUUUUUGUUGUCAUUUCUUUCCAUAAAAAAUGUCUUCAUCAGUAAUAAACCAAAUUGUGUUUUGUA
Molecule: messenger RNA, 1176 nt
Organism: Parasteatoda tepidariorum (common house spider)
Lineage: Eukaryota; Metazoa; Arthropoda; Arachnida; Araneae; Theridiidae
Source: RefSeq, a predicted model, not a curated record